AUGAUAUUUUUCUUCGUGCUGCUACAUCUUAUCCACUGUUCACUGUUGCCGUCGUAUCAUCAUCGCCUUUUCCAUUCAUCAAUAUUCACUGAGGCAGUGGGGAACCAAAUGCAGUAUGUUAUGUACAUCGAGGAUAACGAGGAACUCGCAGCAAAUGGUCGGCAGCAACUGAUGUCGUUUGUAGAUCCGUGCCACGAGCUACCUGCAAACGGGUCCGAAGACGAACAUAAAAACAAAAUCAAUGAGCACCUAAUACGAUGCGAGGAUGGCGAAAUCCUCGACAGAGCUGGUGAGGGCUACGUUGAGAGACACUGUCAGAACGAAAAGAAAACGUCCGGGCGCUCCUUGUUUCUUCGUCGAAUUUCUUAUACAGAAGAACAAUGUUCGUGUAAAAUACGCUGCGAAGACGGUACGGAGUUCUUCCGCUUUGCCGGAUGUCGUUGCCCUCAUGACGAGUUCGCACUUCCUGAUGCGGGCUGCUUGGAUCCGGACUGUAUUUGGAAACCAGAUAUUAGUCGUGGAUGGACAAUCACUAAUGCCACUGAUAACAAAUGGGAAAGAAUUCGUUCCGAGACGUUUCGAGAGGAAAAAGAUUAUCGCACGAGGAGACCCCACCUGGGACAGUUUGAAGCUGGGCAUUUCACACAGCCAGUUCGACUGAGGAUCGAGUGCCGAUCCGAGGGUGAUGCGCCUACAAUGCAGAACUCAGCGACAACAGAAUGUCAGUUAGGAAAAAUCGUCUGGGAUGAUGAAUGCAUCGCUGGGAGCUCUUCUAUGCCCACUUGCGAGUUGGACUCGAAGCUUUGUGAUCUACCUGGACAUUUGCGUUGCAUGGAUGACCUUCUCUGUGACCUUGCCCCAGACUGCUCAAACGGAAGCGAUGAAGAAUCAUGUGAUGAGCAACCAGCUCACUCAAGGUGUGAUUUCAACGACGAACGAGCGUUUUGUGAUGAUUGGACGAUGUUAACUGUGGAACAAGGGAUUCCAACGGACCACCAUCUGCUCCAAGUGAAACGACCAAUAAAGAACGUCGGACCAAUCCACGAAGCUAGGCCAGGGGGAGGUCCCUUCCUUCUGUACUCCACUGAGAUUAAUAGAAAUCAAUCGCUCUCUACACGGGAUACAUUCUUUACCUCUCCGUUUCAUCGGCCUAUUUUCAACGAUGAAGCGAAAUGCAAGUUACGUUUUCGCACCGUGCGAGCUGGAGCAGACGUUGAGUGGUCGAUGUCUGUCAUUCAUCCACCAUGGGUAAAAGGAGUCAAACCAUUGAAAAUUUCAUUUGAGGAGGAGGGAAGGAGACUGCAACGUUCUUGGCAUCGAAUAUCCACGAAUAUUGGACCACAGUUAUUUCCUUUCGCUAUUCAAAUCGAAGCCAAUUGGGUGGUGACCUCAUCUGCAACGGGGAACUCUUUUGUGGCAGUUGACGAUAUUUCGUUGAGCGUGGAAUGCUUUGAUGAAGCCGACCAGUUAUCACCUCUUGGGGACUGGACUUCUAUGACGAUCGACACCUGCGGCGCAACCGGCACUCAACGAAUUAAGCGAGGUAAAUGUCUGCAAAGAGGUCACAGAAAAGGACCGUACCAAUUCCUGUUAAUUGAUCAUCAGCAACAAAUAUGGACUGUUCCCGAGACACUUCAUUACAGACUUGUUGCGUGUGGCGCCGAAGGCGGUUCCUUUCCUUCCGAGGACGUUUCCAAUGGUGGAGGAUGCGUAACUGCUGAUCUUGAUUUGGUGAUCGGCAAUAAACUCCACUUUUCAAUUGGCCAAAAAGGAGAAUCGCCAUGUGAUAAUUCCGUCACAACCCCUAUGGAAAAAGAAGUGCGAGAACGAUUAUGCAGCGGAAAAUACGUCGAUAUUUGGCUGAAUUCAUCACAAAUCCAUGGGACAGGUGGGGGUGGUCCGACAACCGUAUCUCUCGAUUCCACUUACAUAAUUGUGGCAGCAGGCGGAGGCGGAACAUACCCAAGAGAGUUCAUAGAUGGUGUGCCGAAAAACCCGGCUGGUGGCCUUUUGAAAUCAAAAUCUUCUGGAAUCUCUGAACGUUUUCAAAUGAAUGCUGGUCAUGGCAUUUCGAUUUCGUCGCCGUCUCAACAACUUUGGUCUUGCGGAGAUUUUCCAAAUUUCGGUGGAAUUGCAGCACCGUGUGACCCGGCUGCAGGAGGAGGAGGAGGAUACCAUGGAGGCUCAGCUCAGAUUCGUAACCACGGCUUGGGAGGGAGCAACUGGAUUGGUGUCAAUGCUUCGUCAUAUCUGCUGGAAGUUGGCGCUCGCAAGGGCGACGGCGUAGUCAUAAUUUACGCGUGUCGACUACAGUGUCCUGCCAAAUCUACCUGCUUCUUCCCGAACCUGGAGUCAGCCGAAGACAUGGGAUGUCUUUGUGAAUAUGGUGAAAUUGUCUCGCCUACCGGUAUUUGCGCCGAUUCAAAAGUGGCUUCACUUCUGUUGCAGCACAAGUUUGCCGUGAUGGUUCUUCUCUUCUGCCUCUCCAUGUGCCUUUUAGGAAUUAUUCAAAUGCUUCGAAAAGCUUACAAGAAACUUCCAACCACAGCAGCAGACCAAAUCAAACUCGUAGUUAUGCAAUCCGACUACAAAGAUGUCGACGUAGGGGAGUCGUACUGGGAUCAGAUUGCGUGCUUACCGUGCCUUCCGUGGAAUGAGAUUAAUAUUGGCAGAGAAAUUGGAACAGGUGCCUUCGGUACAGUACAUGAAGGACGAACAAAAGAUGGGAAAGGUUUUGCAGUGAAGACGAUUUGUAUGAACAAAAGCACAUCUGCCGAAGCACAAAGAGAGUUUGCCUUUGAAGCGCUCUUCAUGCACAAAUUCAACCACCCGAACAUCGUUCGUCUCCACUGGAUUCAAUGGGAACCACCUCGGCUCCGAAUAAUUCUUGAACUUAUGGAAGGUGGAGACUUACGAUCAUUUUUAAGAGAAGCUCGUCCCACUCACGAGAAUAUGAACCCAUUCAAUCUGAACAUUCUUGAGAUAGUUAAUAUUUCUCUGGACAUUGCUAGAGGAUGCGAAGAACUUAACCGGCAGAAGUAUAUCCACAGAGAUCUCGCUGCGCGAAAUUGUCUCCUGACCGAAAAAGGACCGAAUCGAAGGGCAAAAAUUGGCGACUUUGGCAUGGCCAGAGACAUAUACGAAAACAACUACUAUCGAAAAGGUGGUCGUGCAAAGCUCCCUGUUCGCUGGAUGCCUCCUGAAGCAUUUCUGGACGGUUUAUUCACUACACAAACUGAUGUUUGGUCGUUCGGCGUUGUGCUCUGGGAGAUUUCUUCUUUUGGGAUGUUACCAUAUUUCGGUGUUGACAAUUUUGAUGUUAUGGGACUAGUAACAAAUGGGGGACGACUGGACGCUCCCAGUAAUGUCCCUAUCGAGUUGCAAGAGGUGAUGAGGAACUGUUGGAACACCAAGGCUGACGAACGUCCAUCAUUCUCCAAAAUCGUGGCUACUCUAGAAUUGCUCUCUCAGAAAAAAGAACUAGCAAGAAUGCCCAUCUGUUAUCUGAUACCCACCUCACCAACACCCGUGUCACCUUGCCUUGUUGAAUGUUCCACCCCUCUCAUGCAGCCACCAUCUCCCUUCGCUGAUACACCAUGCACUGCUGUCACUGCCCUCAGCCCAUCGAGUCCGGACAGAGCAGGAUUUGGAAUUUCAAUGACCGGAGUUCCUUAUAUCCCGAUCAACAGUGGCGCUCUGCGCGAGGUGUUUCAGGAAAAGUCGGCGCGGAAAGAUGAAGAGCGCAACUCAGAUCUCGAAAAAUUAGUGGAUUCCGAUUCGAACGCUGAUGCUCAUGGUCAAUUUUCAGGAAUUGUUGGAGAAAACAUCGACGACACCAUAGCAAAAGUUAAGCAGGCGCUUUUCGGAAGCCGUGUUCCACCAACACCACCUCCUAGAAGGCCAACAUCUCUGCCUCGUCUUCGAUACAAUUGA
This is a messenger RNA of Necator americanus (New World hookworm), 3933 nucleotides long. RefSeq lists its product as uncharacterized. Bases 1 to 3933 code for a protein of 1310 amino acids. Gene Ontology annotation, biological process: cell surface receptor protein tyrosine kinase signaling pathway; protein phosphorylation; positive regulation of kinase activity. Gene Ontology annotation, molecular function: transmembrane receptor protein tyrosine kinase activity; ATP binding. The transcript has 35 exons. NCBI's taxonomy places the organism in Eukaryota, Metazoa, Nematoda, Chromadorea, Rhabditida, Ancylostomatidae. The record is from RefSeq and is a predicted model, not a curated record. Gene Ontology annotation, cellular component: plasma membrane; signaling receptor complex.